UCAAGUUCAAGUUGAAGUUCGAGCUCAGCUUCAGUUGGUCACGGACGUGGAAUAGCACAAUCCCGUCCACACACAGGACGCUGAUUUGUCCUGUUCCUGCGUCACAUCUGAACUAUUAUGAGCAUACCUGGUAGUAGCUUGUACCGUGGUAAAGUCUGAUUUGCCCUGCAUUGCGCGUAGAGAAAGAAUUGUCAUUUUUCUAAAGUCGUGCCUCGAUUGCUACCCUCCUAGCUGUCGAUUUUCUGUAUCAGGAACCUACCAGCAGUGACCGCGACUGUCGAGGCACCUUGCUCCCUAUCAGCCUCUUAUGAUGGCGUCUGAAAUACUGCAGCCCUUCCUAGGGGCUCUACAAGCCUCGUUAACCGUCCUUCUGGAUGUUUUCUAUGGCGUGGUUGCUGCCCAAUUUGGGCUUUUGGACGAUAACUCGGCUAAUGCCAUCUCCCAUGCCGCCAUCAAAAUGUUCUUACCUGCUCUGAUGUUCACCCGCAUUGGAUCCCAAGUGCAUCUCGAGUCUGCCACCAGGUACAUUCCUAUUAUUAUUUGGGGAAUCUUGUACCAUGUGGCCGCGAUUGGUGGCACUCUGGCCAUCUCCAGGAUGUUCAAGCUUCCUGCUUGGACCACUCCAGCGAUUUCCUUCAACAAUGCCAUCUCAAUGCCCUUGCUGUUGAUUCAGUCGCUCGAAGUCACCGGUGUGCUUGAGCCGCUUACCGGACCCGGGGACAAAAGCCCUUCUGAGGCAGUUAAACGUGCAGAGUCGUACUUCCUGGUGUUCGCCAUGGUUGCCAACGGCAUCGUUUUUGCCAUUGGAGGAAACCUGUUGAGCAAGAAGAAAGACCCGGAAGACCGCGAGAAUGGCUCGGCCGACGGAAACGAGGAAGACGAUGAACCAGCCGAGCAUACUUCCCUGCUCCCCGACUCUGCAGUGCGGCACCAUUUGACCAUCCAAGCAAAGGCGCAGAAGAAGCUGGACGAGUAUAAUAACAAGCUUCCACCCUGGGCGCAGAAAAUCUGUCAUUAUUUGUACAUGUUCUGCAAUGGACCUCUGUUCGGCGCCGUGAUGGGGUUCGUCGUCGGCAUCAUUCCUGCCCUCCACAAGGCCUUCUUCAACGAGACUCAAGAGGGUGGAUAUUUCAAUGCAUGGCUCACCUCCAGUUUGAAGAACAUCGGCGACCUGUUCGUGGUUUUGCAGGUUGUUAUAGUCGGAGUGCAGCUGGCGACCAGCUUGCGUAAGUUGAAGGAGGGUGAGGAAUCAGGACCCGUGCCAUGGGUGCCCAUGGUUUUUGUUCUGGCCGCGAGAUACCUCAUAUGGCCUGCAAUUGGCAUCGCCAUCAUCUAUGGGUUUGCGGCCAAGACGAACAUCUUCGGAGACGACAAGAUGCUGUGGUUUACCAUGAUGGUCAUGCCAUCCGGACCGCCGGCGAUGAAGCUGUUGGCCCUGGCCGACACCAGCGGUAUCGAGCACAAGGAAGUCAUGUCCAUUUCAAAGCUUUUGACGAUUGCACACGUUGCCGCACCGUUGAGCUCUCUUGCGGUGGUGGGAGCCCUGAAAGCAGUGGAAAAGAUUGGAGGAAGUUCGUAGGAAGGAUAAAUGCAAGGCAGCCAGUAUUUACGGUGGUGGCACUGGGUACGGAUCGACGUCGCCAGGGUCGAACCACAGCCAGAAAGCCUGUCACAUUCACCGGACAGCCUCAACGCCCUCAUGGUCCUCGCCAUCCUUAUCAAAUAAUGCUUUGCAUGGGUCGGCUUGUGUGGCUCCUAGCAGCUUGUCAGUUGUCAGUUGCUACUUACUAGUAGUCAAAAAGUUUAAAAUGUCAAAAUUAUGAACUGCAA
Messenger RNA from Exophiala dermatitidis NIH/UT8656, 1830 nucleotides. RefSeq lists its product as uncharacterized. The record is from RefSeq and is a predicted model, not a curated record. NCBI's taxonomy places the organism in Eukaryota, Fungi, Ascomycota, Eurotiomycetes, Chaetothyriales, Herpotrichiellaceae. Gene Ontology annotation, cellular component: endoplasmic reticulum; membrane. Gene Ontology annotation, biological process: transmembrane transport. The coding region runs from base 308 to 1579 and encodes 423 amino acids. The transcript is spliced from 5 exons.